This is a messenger RNA of Blepharisma stoltei, 1378 nucleotides long. NCBI's taxonomy places the organism in Eukaryota, Ciliophora, Heterotrichea, Heterotrichida, Blepharismidae. The record is from the annotation of a GenBank genome assembly.
AUGAAUUUAUUUUAUUUGAAAAGGCAAAGAAAAGAAUUUGAUGACAUACCUGACCACAAGCUAUCGAAAUCAGAGAGAUCUCAAAAGCUCUCUACAACAAACCCUUUCACAAAACAAGUUGCUUCACAUUCUUCAAUUCCAAGGAAUUUUUCAAAAUCAACUGACUUAGAAAACAGACCGCCUCCUGAAUUUUCAUUAAAAAAACAAAUCUAACUCCCCCCCCCCCCUCCGUGAGCGAACAAAAAAAUUUUUGUUCGCUCACGGAGGGGGGUUAAUUUUUUUUUUUUUAAAAAAAAAAUUAUAUAUAAAUUUUAUAAAAAAUAUUUUUUUCGAAAUUUAAAAAAAUCCUAAUUUGCAAAAAUUGGGAAGCAAAUAUUAAUUUAAUUUGCAAAAUUUAUGUUUAAAAACGCAAUUUGUUUAAAAUUAAACAGAAUUAGCUCUAGAUUUCAUUAUACUAAUUAUCACUUAUAUAUCAAAAUUUUUUUCCAUUAAAAUUUUUUCUAUUAAAAAAAUUUUUGUUCACUCACGGAGGGUGGGUUUUUGGUCAAAAAAUGGCGAUUUUUCUAAUGGUUUUGUUCGCUCUAAGUGCAUUUUUGAUAACUAUAAAACACAGUAUAACUCCGAUAAAGAAAUAAUUUUAUCAGGCAUUCAGACUGUGGAAGAAAAAUCAGAAAGUUUUGACGAUUAUUUAUCAAGGAUUUCGGAACAAGAAACAAGACUUGAAGAGAUCAGACAAGCAAAAGAAAAACUUCUGGAGACUUUGAAUAAAUAUAAUAAAGACUGAAACUUAGAAAUUGCAGAGCUCGAAAAGCAUGAAAACGAGCUAAGAUAUGCAAGAGAAGUUGAACAGAAGUCAAUAAAACUAGCUGAGGAGAGCUUGGAUAGCUUGCAGAGGAACAUGGAAAUUGAGAAAUUUGAAGUAAUUGAUAGCUAGGCCUCACAACCUGAAAAGGCAAAUGAAGAAGUUUGCAAUGAAAUCGUGAUGCUUCAGUCAAAACUGCAGGAAUUGUAUAGAUAAUGCCUUUGAGUAGCGCGCUAAGCGCCCGAGACUUCCCGACGAAGUCUGGGCGGUGGUUUGACCAGCUGAUGUUGGUCAAACCAGCAUCCAAUUUGACAAAUCUUCUAUAUGAGAAGAAUUUGUCAUUUUGGAUGUUGGUUUGACCAACAUCAGCUGGUCAAACCACUGCCCAGACUUCAUCAGGAAGUCUCGGGCGCUUAGCGCGCUACUCAAAGGCAUUGCCUAUAUAAAUUCAAAGAAAUUGUGUUUGCUGAAGCACAGAUAAAUAUUCAGCAAACUAAUGACAUUUUAGCAUUAAGAAGCACUGACGCUGCAGAAAAAGCAGAAAUUCUUCAUCAAAUUUCUAAUUUUAAUGGUUAA